GUGACUGUUCUGUUUACAGGCAUCCGGAGAAACAUGGAGGACACCGCUGGCAGUAAUCCCCAAUCUCUCGGAUUUACAGAAAAAUUAAAGUCGUGGCUCUCCUGGUCAUGGACUUACGUGUGCUUCAUUUGGUUGGGCAUGGUGCUGAUCAUGAUUUACGUCCUGUGGAGUCCGCUCAAACUGCAGGAAACUCUUACCUCAGCAUCAGUGUUUUUGAAUACACUGACCCCCAAGUUCUAUGUGGCUCUCACUGGAACAUCCUCCCUCAUCUCUGGACUCAUCCUUAUAUUUGAGUGGUGGUAUUUCCGUAAAUAUGGGACCUCGUUCAUUGAACAAGUGUCAGUGAGCCACCUUCGUCCUCUUCUGGGCGGAGUGGAGAGCAGCUCCACCACUGGUCUGUUCACAUCAGUAAAUGGAGAGGCAGAGCCCAGGCCCAGUGUUUCAGAGUGUAAAGUCUGGAGAAACCCUCUGAAUCUGUUUAGAGGAGCAGAAUACAACAGGUAUACCUGGGUAACAGGGAAGGAACCUUUAACAUACUAUGAUAUGAACCUGUCUGCUCAAGACCACCAGACCUUCUUCACAGGAGACACUCCACAGUUAAGGCCAGAGGAUGCAGUGAUGCAGAAAGCCUGGAGAGAGAGGAACCCUCAAGCCAGGAUCAGAGCUGCUUACCAGGCCAUAGAAAUAAACAAUGAAUGUGCUGCUGCGUAUGUACUGCUCGCUGAAGAAGAAGCCACAACCAUCACAGAAGCAGAACGCCUUUUCAAAAAAGCACUAACAAUUGCUGGAAAAGAUAUCAACCUACUGGUAUACAUUAAACGCAGACUGGCGAUGUGUGCACGUAAGCUCGGGCGGAUUAAAGAAGCAGUAAAAAUGAUGAGAGAUUUAAUGAAGGAGUUCCCUUUAUUAGGAAUGUUAAAUAUACAUGAAAACCUCUUGGAGGCUCUUCUAGAGCUGCAGGCAUACGCUGAUGUGCAAGCAGUCCUUGCCAAAUAUGACGACAUCAGUUUGCCAAAAUCAGCAACAAUAUGCUACACAUCAGCGCUGUUGAAAGCACGGGCUGUAUCAGAUAAAUUUUCUCCAGAGGCUGCGUCGAGGCGAGGGCUGAGCACAGCGGAAAUGAACGCUGUAGAGGCCAUACACAGAGCUGUCGAGUUUAAUCCACAUGUGCCAAAGUACUUGUUGGAGAUGAAGAGCCUGAUCCUGCCACCAGAGCACAUCUUGAAGAGGGGUGACAGCGAGGCAGUAGCAUACGCUUUCUUCCACCUGCAGCACUGGAAGAGAGCAGAGGGAGCCUUAAACCUACUACACUGCACGUGGGAGGGCACCUUCAGGAUAAUUCCCUAUCCACUAGAGAAGGGUCACCUGUUUUACCCCUACCCUGGAUGCACAGAAACAGCAGAUAGAGAGCUACUGCCCUCGUUUCAUGAGGUGUCUGUGUACCCAAAGAAAGAGCUCCCCUUCUUCAUCCUCUUCACAGCAGGCCUUUGCUCCUUCACUGCCAUGCUGGCCAUGCUCACACAUCAGUUCCCUGAGCUCAUGGGUGUCUUUGCCAAAGCAUUCUUCAGCACACUCUUUGCUCCCCUGGGUUUCUUCGCAGACAAGAUGGAAAGCUUCAUGCCGUCCAGUUUUUGGCACCAGCUGACUCGAAUCUGACCCCAUCUCAUACACACAAACACUCACACACACACUCACACAACACACACAUGUACACACCAAUACCACUCCAAGCCCUCAGACAAAAAGUGUUUGCUCUCCUGUCUUCAGCAUUACUGUCCACUAGCUGCAUUGUUACUGAUUAUGUUGGCUGAGGUUGUAUCAACACGCCAAUACCACUCUUAAGAUGCUCUCCCACACUGUUGAGCAGCCAGUGUUUUUCCAAGACCACAUUUAGUGAAUAACAUUUGCAACGAUUUCACAGGGUCGUUCAUUUCUACUUGUGUUCAAAUUGGGCAAUUUGAAGUUUCUAAGUAUCCCACAAAGCUUGGCUGCAGACUCUCUUGUACAAAACUAAAUAAAAAUCUUUUGGGAUGCACUGCCUUCAGUACGUAAAAGCUAAAAACUGCAUCUUCUUGAUGGUCCUCAAACUAUGGUUCAGUUAGAUGAAUUUGCUUCGGCUGACAAGGCAGAAACAGGAGAAACCUCUAAUAAUGAACAUGUAACUAUUAUGAUCCCCUCCUUCGUCCCUGAAUUAGAUCCCAUUGAGUAUUUUGGAUGGGAACCUGAGCGUCCUGUAUCAACCCACCGCAGACAUCCACUAAAGCCAAUAUAAAAGUCUGUAACAUCUCCUAAAACCAGAGCUGUGAUUUACAGCCUCCAAGUGCCUGCAGUGUAUACAACGCCUCUGCGGUUCAACAGUUGUUACCAUGGCAUGACACCUCAGCACUAUAUCACUGGGGCAACCACCGCCCCCUCAACAUCAAAAAUGUAAAUGGGAUCAUCUCUGGUCACAGUUAGGUCUCUAAUGGUGUAACUCGUUUGUGUUGAUUGCACGACAGAUCAUUCGAAGUCUGUUUGUCAGUGUUGCAAAAUGAAAAACAAGAGGCUCAGUAAUUACAGAAGUUCCAUAUGUACUUACGACCACGUAGAGAAGCACUGGAAGGAAGUGGGCAAAAAUGUACCAAUUUGCUUGCCCUGCAUUUAAUUGGCUCUGUUCAUGUUGCUAGAAAUUUCGUGACACUGCUGUAACUGGUUUGGUUCCUGGAUAGUUGCUACACACAAGAUAGCUGCAACAAUGUAAGGGCCUAUGUCCACUGGCAAAAGUUUGAAGCACUCCAAGUGCAAAAAAAGUCAGCUAUGUUUUUUGUUGCUGCACUGUCGGCGCACUCAGUUGAAAACAGUUGAACUUUGGUAACACCACCACUUUUGUCAGUGUCACUUUUACAUUGACCAAUGGAACUUUCUGAUUUCAACUUAGUCAAUAACAAUCAUCGUACAAAUUAAACUAAUCAUGCUUGUUUUUUUUUGUGCCGUCCAGGUCUAGACCGGCUUGUAAUACAACAACACAAGGACAACUUUUGUGAUCUAGCAACUCUAGGCGGUGUUGAGAAGCAAUCUGAAAUUGAGGUUGGCGCUGUCAAUGCAUAAAACGUGUCACUAGGCACAGGCCCUAAAGUUAGCAUCCAAAAAUGACAGUCCUGCACUACACAUGUAACAAAAUUGAUUACAAAGUGCCUUCAAGUACAACAUAUACGCAUCUGGUAUUUCCUGCACCUGCAGUAUUGAUGUUAAGUUUGGUGCCAAUUCUGCUUAAUUUGGAUCACAUCAAUUUGGCAAUUAGAUACCAUCAAUAUUCACUCAACGAUUUUCUUUAUGACGACCAAGGAAUUAGCUUUUUAUCAUGUAGGAGCCAAGUCAGAAAACAUGACAAAAACAGGAGGUUGCUUGUGACAAAAUGAAACACGCAGACCUGUUUACAGUAAUAUGUUAAGGUCUAGUUUAUAUUUUCUGUUACCCUGGUUUACUUUAAACUUAUAAAUCAAAUUUUAUUUCUACUGUGGCCUGUGAUAUUUGUGUGUUCAACUUCGUGACACCAGAAAUGUCUAAUUUUGUAGCAAGCAGCUGAAAUGUAAGAGUACGUGCUGAAGACAGGAGAAUGCUGGAUGGAUGUAACAGCCUUGGAAGAGUUUGAAAGCAAAACUCAAAUUAAAUUGCUCUAACAGUG
Messenger RNA from Notolabrus celidotus (New Zealand spotty), 3664 nucleotides. It is a transcript of the gene st7l, whose product is annotated as suppression of tumorigenicity 7 like. NCBI's taxonomy places the organism in Eukaryota, Metazoa, Chordata, Actinopteri, Labriformes, Labridae. The coding region runs from base 34 to 1656 and encodes 540 amino acids. The record is from RefSeq and is a predicted model, not a curated record. The transcript has 15 exons. Gene Ontology annotation, molecular function: protein binding.